AUGGCUGCUGUAAUAACUGUCUCCUCUUUGAUAGAUAAGCUGCAAGCUUUGCUCAAUAACAAGGAAGUUACCAGCUCGAGACUGAAAAGCCAAAUUUCUUGUUCCAUUGAGAAGCUAAGACAAUGUUGCAAACUCUUGACAGUAGCAGAGGGCAAGCAAAGUAGUAACCAAAUCAUCAACAUUGAUGGUUUGGAGACUAACCUUCUACCCCAAGCAUACAUCGUUGAGGACAUCAUUGACACCUUCGUUCUAGGAGCAGAGCUGAAGAGACGGCAGAUGUUGACUAAAUUGCACUCUUGUGUUCCAUUGGUGUCUUUAUUGAGCCAAAUAAGAUUCAGCAUUGAGAUGAAGAAAUCUAUAAAUGACAUGGAAGGCCUAUUCCAUAAGCAAGAGCAAGCUUCAGAAACUGUACAUGAAGGUGAUUCAGCUGGGCCAAGCAUUUCAGAUGAGCAGAAAAGUGCACAUACCACUGGAAAAAGCAACUCCAAUGAGCAAAUUGCGCAAGCUGUUGAGUCAAGGGUUUCAGAUGAGCAACCUGUGAGCACUGGUACAAGCAUUUCAGAUGAACAACAAGUGCAUCCUUCAGGUGAACCAGUUUCCCACUUCAUUGGGGCUGGACCAACCGAUUCAGCGGGCUCAGUCGACCAAAGAGUUUCAGAUGGGCAAUCAACACAGACUCCAAGAUCAAGUUUCUCAGGCAAAGAACAGGCGCAAACUGUUGGACCGAUUACUUCAGAGGAAGAGCAUUUGCAACAACGACAAGCAAAAAUUUCUGAUCAUUUAGAUGAGGAAUUGGACUUUGUUGGACUAAAGGAUGAAGUAAACAAGUUAUUUCAAGCAACAGUCAAACGCCAGACAUUGCGCUUUCUUAUUUCAGUGGUGGGUGCAGCAGGAGCUGGCAAGACAACCAUAGUGAGGACGGUUUAUAAUAGAGCAGAUAUAGUGCAACACUUCCCAUAUCGAGCUUGGGUUCAUGUUUCUAAGGAGUUUGCAGCAAAAGAUCUCCUGAUUGACAUGCUGAAACAAGUCACGACUAUCAAGGACGAGGAGAGGUUACCCCUGGAGAAAUUGCAAGAGAGGGUCCGUGAGGUCUUGAUUCGCAAAAGGUACUUAAUAGUCUUCGAUGAUGUUCAGGCUUUUGAUAUAUGGGACCAUCUCAAGAACGCUUUCACAAAUUCACUAAAUGGAAGCAGAGUGCUUCUUACUGCUCGCAACAAAGAAAUAACAGAUAAAAUUGAUGAUGCUGGGAAGUUCACUCUUGAGCUAAGGCAGCUAACUAUUGAUGAAAGUUGGACAUUGUUCUUGAAGAGAGUACGAACAGAUGAGAGCUCAAUAGAUCCAGAAUUGAGGAACCAAAUCUUUAAGAAAUGCAAAGGUCUGCCUCUUGCAAUAGUUGUGCUGGGAGGUUUAUUGUCUAACAAAGAAUCAAGCAGCUGGUCAAAAGUAAUUGAGCGUGCAGAUUUCGGUGAUGACCCUUCCAAAGCUGUCUUGGCUUUGGCCUAUCAGGAUCUUCCACCAGCCUUGAAGCCUUGUCUUCUAUAUUUGGGUCUUUUUCCUAAAGAAUAUGUCAUCCCUAUACGGCGGUUGUUCCAGUUAUGGGAUGCUGAAGGAUUGGUGAAAUCUUCAACUGAAGAAAGCCCUGAAGAUGUAGUUGAGGCAUAUUUUGAAGAACUUCUUAGAAGAAACAUGAUAGAGGUAGCAAGAUGGCGGUUAGAUGGAAGUCCAAAAACAUGUCGUGCUCCAGGAAUUCUAUACGAUAAUGUCUUUCCAAAUGCUGCAGAUAGUAGAUUUUUCUACAUCAAUCGUACCUCCAUUGCCGAACUUCCUUAUCGUGUCCGGAGGGUUGCAGAAUAUUCAGACAUCAGUAAUCAGGUUUCUUCUUCAGAUAAUCUCGAAAGUCUGCGUUCUUAUAUAUCUUUCAAAACCCGAAAGGGAGAUACACCAGCAGAUGAAGUAGAUAAGCUUCUUAACAAGAUUAUCAUUAGGAAAGGCUUCGCAUUGCUCUCUGUACUUGACCUUGAACAUGUCUAUAAACCAAUAUUAUCUGAGGCUAUAGGAAAACUGCCACUCCUAAAGUACCUAGGCUUGAGAUGGACUUUUUUGGAUUCCAUUCCAAAUUCUGUUGGCGGUCUGCCUUGCCUGGAAACAUUAGAUGUGAAACACACCAACAUAACCUGCUUGCCUAUGUCCAUCUGGAACUCAAAGAAGCUUCGGCAUCUUUAUAUGAAUGAAAUUUAUUUAGAUGUGUCCAUCCAGAAACAAUUGGCUAGUGAAUCCUUAGGCAAUCUUCUCACUUUAUGGGGAUUACUAAUAGGCAAAAAAAAGCCUAGGGAGGAUUGGUUGAACAGGUUGAUUGGCCUUAGGAAAUUGGCUUUGACCUGCCAUUUUGAAUCACUCAAAGAAAUAAUUCCCUGGAUUUCUAAGUUGAUGAAUCUUCAUUCCUUGAAAUUAAGGUCGAUAGAUGAGUUUAGUCGACCUUCAAGCCUCGAGUUGGAGGCCAUGUCCAUGCCUCAUAAACUUUCCGAAUUGUAUUUGCUUGGAAAAUUAUCACCAGAUAUUGGAGUGCUACGACUUCCCCAAACUCUCAAGAUGCUUACUUUAUCGGUGUCAAAGCUGGAGAAAGACCCGAUGUCUGAACUAGGGAAGCUGCCCAAUCUGAGCAUCCUCAGGCUUUUUGCUCGCUCCUAUUUAGGGAAGGAGAUGAUUUGUGAAGGAAAGGGGUUUCCUGAACUUCGAGUCCUGAAACUGUGGACGCUGGAGGAGCUGGAGCAGUGGACAGUGCAGGAAGGUUCCAUGCCUCGACUUAGAGAAUUAGAAAUUCGACGCUGUGAAAAACUGAAAGAAACCGGUGGUUGGAAGCGGCUAACCAAGACUCUGAAAGAAUUAAUCCUCACAAAUAUGCCUGACGCUUUGGUGAAAGGUAUCAAACAAAGCAAGGAGUGGGCUAACGUGCCUGUUAUAGUCAAUAUCUGGGACUUUGCUCCUUUACCGGCGAGAGAAAAUGGAGCUAAUUCCUUCAGAAUUGAAGAAAUUGUGGAAGAAUUGGGAACUACGCAUCUUGGUUCUACUUAG
Molecule: messenger RNA, 3072 nt
Organism: Dovyalis caffra
Lineage: Eukaryota; Viridiplantae; Streptophyta; Magnoliopsida; Malpighiales; Salicaceae
Source: the annotation of a GenBank genome assembly